Messenger RNA from Bemisia tabaci, 6261 nucleotides. The record is from RefSeq and is a predicted model, not a curated record. NCBI's taxonomy places the organism in Eukaryota, Metazoa, Arthropoda, Insecta, Hemiptera, Aleyrodidae.
CACGACGCACGACGGUCACUCGCACUCGCAUCCCAACCCGGACGCUCCGCCGUUCGACGUACCCGCGCGCAAUUUAUAUUUCGCGGGCUCGGGAGGCGUGGCCCCGGCCGCCGCGCCGCGCCAUUGGCCGUCAUCAAUUCGAUCGGGCGGGGUUUGCGAUAUUUGAUUGAAGUGCAGCUACCCGCUCCGACUCGCCCGCAGACCCACCCGGCGCGCGCUCCGUGAUUUAUCCCCCGUUCCGCUCCGCUGCCAAAAGUUCCCCCGCCCGCGUUCCGACCGCCGAAACUCGCCGAGCGCGUUCCCUCGCUUUUUCCCGCUAAUUGUUUACCUCCAGUGUUCGCUCCGCGACUCGGCAUAUUUUCCCCUCUCGCUCACCUCUUGUUUUUUUACACUUUUUUUUCGCGCCGCGUUUUCCCGCCAAAUCCCGAAAGUUGUGCGCGACCUUGAGCUUUUCGUGACUUUGACGAUUUUGGUGGUGUUCGCCAGGAAGUUCCCAGGAUUAUUCUGCUUGCAAGUGCGUCUAAGUGUUUGUUGGUGGAGUGCGGCACUCGAGUUGGUGGGUUUAAUUGGCGGAGAAAUACGACGCGAUGAGAGUCGGCACCAAAAUGAAAAGACGCGCGAGCUGAGACAGUUUUCCCGCUAAUUAUAUCCGCUGCGAUUAUUCUCAGUCGGCCGCGGGGUUGGAUUUACCGCCGUGAAAUGUACUCUGCGCGUCUUUUAAUGGAUUAGGUUUUGUUCUAAUGAAUUUAUGGCCCAUUGCGCCGCGUCGUUUUGAUUCUCAGUGUUUCUGAUAGAAUUAAAGGGAAUUAAUCUUGGUGACCCGUCCGUUCCAUGCGCGAGUUUUUUUGUUCUUUCGAAGUGGUACAAGUAAAUGGGUUUGUGCUUCACGUAUGAACGCUGUGUGAGUGACGUUAAGAGGGUUUGAGGUUAUGUAUCAAAGUGCAACGUAUCCACCUACAGUGGGUUAUCAAGCUGUCAAUUGGCAUUCCCAGUGCUAUCCUCAAAAGGAUGAGUUUCAUCCGUUCAUUGAGGCGCUGUUGCCGUUCGUUAAGUCUUUCUCGUACACGUGGUUCAAUCUGCAAGCUGCCAAGCGAAAAUACUUCAAAAAGCAUGAAAAACGCAUGUCACUCGAGGAGGAGAGACGCUGCAAGGAAGAGCUAAUGAAUGAAAAAGUAGAGGUUAAGCAAAAGUGGGCGUCCCGACUUUUAGGCAAACUACGGAAAGAUAUCACGCAAGAGUGCAGGGAGGAUUUUGUUCUCUGUAUCACCGGCAAGAAACAGCCGAUGUGUGUUCUUUCCAAUCCAGACCAAAAAGGCAAAAUGCGAAGAAUAGAUUGCCUUAGACAAGCCGACAAGGUUUGGCGGCUGGACUUAGUAAUGGUUAUUUUAUUUAAAGCAAUCCCUUUAGAAAGUACAGAUGGAGAGCGGUUAGAAAAGUCUCCUGAUUGUUCUCAUCCUAGUCUAUGCGUGAAUCCCUACCAUAUAAACGUAUCAGUCAGGGAGCUCGAUCUCUAUUUAGCCAACUUUAUUAACAGCCACGAGAUGUUAAGUGGUCUUUGUGAUAAUAACAAUGAAAAAGGGUACUCUCAUAAUCCUUAUAAUGGCGUCGUCUGCAAUGACACAAUAUUAGCCACAGGAGUUUUUUCAUCCAAAGAGCUAUGGCGACUGUCAAAAGCGUCAAUUGUCCAUAAUCCGAACGGUAUGCAGCCGGCAAUAAAUGUAAUAAAAAUAGAGAACCCCGGUUAUUACUGUAACAGCUACACUCCACCAGCACCCGACCACACCACGCUAAUGACACCCGGGGGCUACAGUCCGUUGACGCUACCCCGGAGUACGGGGAGCCCCGGGGAGGAACCGCGGGUGAAGCGAAUGCGACGCAUGAGUUCAGCCGAAGAGGAAAUGGAGCUUGGGCGGGAAACGAAACCGGAAGUGGCCUACUACGGCCAGAGCCCUGCCUCCCUCUCCAGCCAGACCAGCUGGCACUCGGAUGUUGAGCAUGGUUUACCGCCUCAGCAUACGAGUGUGGCGUCUUUGGCAACUGUAAACUACUACACUCAGUCCGCUCCUGGUCCUGAGGCUGGCGCUCAACAUAGUCCUACCAAGUAUCCGGAAAACGGUCAUGACACCCUUUCCGAUUUUGUAACGUUCGUCUGCCAAGAGGCAGAAAAUACUCAAGGUGCUCAGGCUGGACCCUCAAGAAGUCCAACCAAAUUAUCUCAAUACUACCCUAGUUCAAUGUUGCCUCCCCCACCUCCACCUCCAAUGGCCCGUCCUGUUGCGAUAAUACGGUCAACGGGUAAUUUCAAUGGCGAGUUGACAGUUUCCAUGGCAAACUCCCCUCCCCCGCCGACCUCGAUCACACCCCCCGUGAACGAAUCCUCGCCGGGGGAGAUCAGUCGGAACAGCCCGCCGGUGGCCGGGGCCCAGGGCGGGCCGGACUCCGGACGAGCGGUGGUCAGCAGUCCCUUCACCGUGACUUCACGGGAGUACCACUUCUCGCACCUGCACAGUCAGCCCGGGCAGCUGUUCAGUUAUCCUAGUAUAAAUCCUGUUAGUGCAAUGUCAGGCGUGAUUAGUCCGACGAAUUUGAGCUUGUUUUCGACUCCGAUCACUGUGACCUCCCCCCGGAGCAACCCCCGGCAUCCCCCUCCGAGUUUGCCCCGGUGGAACCCGUCGGCGCCCUCCGGCUCGGCGCCGUUUAUUAGCCUCGACGAGGACUACAUGAUGACGCCCCUUAUUUCCGCAACUAGUGCUGACAACUCAUCCACUGGACUAAUGGACGAUGAGCGGUACUUUACAACUGUAGUGCACACUAGUGACGGAAUGGACACGAGUCAUUCUCUCGGAGGACCAGCUUCGAACGGCUCCAGUGGGAACCACACCCCUCCCUCCUCCCGAUCCGGCCACUCGCCAGUAUCCACCCCCAUCAAAACGCAGCCCCCAUAGUCUGCACCUCCCUCACCGCUCUGAAGGCUCCGUGAUUUUCAGCUGGGUCCCACCUGCUCUAACGUACUUUUGUAACUACUAGGACACAAGUAUGAAUACUAGAUGAAUUUCGUGCCAAAAGUUAGGUGUAUUUUGUAACUUAUUUUUACUUAAGUGAAUUAUUUUCCUAGUUAAAUUAUCCAAUUAGUUCCUUUUGUUCACUUGCUUUGUUUCAAAAUAUUUCUUAUUUCCGAAGUCGCCGCUUGAAGCGGGGCUCUUCUUGGGUAUCUCACAAAACUUUCGAAUGCCACGGGCCGUAUUUGGGGCUCUUUUUAGGUAUCUCACAAAACUUUCGAGCGCCAAGGGCCGUAUGUGGUUUUCUUUUGUAAAACGUUAGGUUUUUUUCGCACAUGAAUUUCUUUGAACAGUAUUGAAGUUAAUGAACCGUGAACACACCCAGAAAGAGUAACUAGCUAAUUAAAUCUCGCGUGUAUGUUUUAUUUUAUUUUUUCCUGUUGAUUUUCUUCAUUAGUGAGUAUAUUUCUGAAUUUUAAUUCUUGAAGCUGCAAAAUCUUCAUUCGAUGAAGGAAUACGUGGAAGUAAUAGCGGGUCUGAUGAGAGGUACGUUUAUACUUUUCUUCUUAAAUUUGAAGAUUGAUGAAAUGUUUGAUCUUACUUAAUAUAUAUGAAUUUAUAGAAAAAUUGGUUCUGAAAAGAAUUCAAAACGUCCUCUCAUUGCCUAUCUUAGUCAAUCAGCAAGUCGUUAAGUUUUGAAAUUUUCGUUUCAAAUUAAUUUUUUCUACAACGACAGGCAUGUUAAAUGAUGAGUAUCAAGUGACUCUUAUCCAGGCCAUUUCUUUUUCGAUUGCAACCGAAACGAUGUGUACGGUUUUGUUGGUGAACUUUUGGAAGAAACCUUCAUGCUAAGAUUCAACGUCAUCUUUUAUACUAUUAGACAGAUACGCUAUAAAAAUUAUAAGCCGAAUCGAGCUUGGUACAUCCUCCUAAAGUCGCAGUUCUUUUGAAACUCGUAGUCCAAUUUCUAUUUUUGACCCGGACUGAAAAUGGUGCAGAGUUUUGAACCCUACCUGUGGCAUAAGUUACCCUUUAAAGUUUUCCUUGCCCAAAUUAUGGGUAACUUACAACAUGGCGUACCUAUAUUAGCGCACCGACAUUGAACAGCAGUCUCAUGAAUUAACUUUUAUAAAGUUUUGUUCAAAUCCCUGAACAGAGAAAGACUGAUGUUAUUGUAAUAAAUUAACAACAAGUAAUAAAUGUGUGUUAGGUUAUGUCACAACAUGUUUGAACAAGUAAUGUUAUAAACAAGAUCCAUAAUAUUGCCUGAAGUUUGGUUCAACAAAAAACUUUCCACUGGAAGGUAGCCCACUCACCCUAUAUUGUCCGCCAUUAGAGUGGCCUUGACCUAUAUUACUGAAAUAUUUAAAAAUGUUUAGCUUAUUUGAGUUCAUGUACCUGAUCCUUACGCAGAUUUUCCCUCUUUUAUAAUUUAAGGCUUCUAAGACCUUGUAAGUAUUGCAUUUUUGCAAUUUUAUAGGAGUAAUGAUUUUUCCUUGUUCCUUUUGUUAUCUUUUGUUUUUAACUCUGCACUUUGCUUUCUAUACAUUAUUUUUUCUACCAAUUGGGUUUUGAUUCUCAAACAUAGUCCAACUGAGAAUACGUUGUAUAAAAUUAAUUGAGAUCCCCUCCCCAGUAAUACGAUUUACGGCUGUUUACACCACCCGUAAACAGCAAAAAUGCGGAGGUACAAACUAUGUAUGGGUGCCACUUUUUUCCAUCCAACAACAUAAUAAAAAAAUACUGUCGAAUAUAAUUGCCCUGGCCCGUUCUCAUCCGAAUAAUCUCUGUCUCCCUCAAAAUGCCCCACCAUAUAUUUUUUUUUCAUUCGAACGCAUCCAUCCUAACUGUAUUAUUCCUUGCCGGUGUUUAAUUUUACUUGUAUACAUAAUACAUUUUCCCAUGAAAAUUGUGUCAGAAAAUUUUAAAUGUGUGUGAUUUUUGGUUUAAUUAAAAACAAUUUAUCUUCAACGCUCCUGCUGGUAAAACUAUAACCCUUUCCAAUUCGAAUUUUAAAAAAAUGAACGAAUGAAAGUCAUUAACAGAAAGGGUGAUAGUAAUAAAUAAAUAAAUAGCAGAAUAUAUGUAUUUUAAGGAAAUCAAGUGUCAAAACAUUUUACUCCGUCCAUUUUGUAAAGAGCCACCUCACGCAAUCUGCGUUUCGAAGAAAAUGAAUCAGUAAACCAUUAAGAAAAUGAGACUUUUCCUCAUUGCUCAUCCAUUAAAAUAAUUCUCAGUCAAUUCCUUUGUGAAUGUCACUAUCACGAAAGCUAAAGGCCAGGGGAAAACGGAGAAGAAGGGAUGUAAGAAACCCCAAGCAAACUCACAGAAAUUAUUUACAGGGCUGCUGAGUUAUUUCCUUAAUCUCAUCCUACAAAUCCCUAUUACUUUAAACAUUAAAACAACAAUUAUUAUAAUAUGUUAACUUACAAAUUCUAUGUAAAACUAAUACAUAAACUUAUACGUUACAUAAAUUUUCAUUUUUAUUAUUUCAGCUUUCUAGCUGCCUGAAAGCCAAAAAUCAAAUUCAUCUCUUGAAAAUGCAAGUAAAUCCCGGCAUGCCAACUGAUUCAUGUAUUUGAAAAACAUAAUAACCCAUUUAUAAUUGUUUUUCCUGCAGUUAAAAUGUAGAGAGAAGUUGGGCGUUGUAAAGAAGGCUGAAUAAAAAGUUUUAGAAUAACAGAUAUGGCAUGUUUUUAACUACGAGACUCAAGUUUCUGAAGUUGAUCCUCCAUUGUAAAAGAAGUAUUUUGAAACAACUGUAUUUGAAUAAAACUUAUUUUAUCCCAAGCUAGCAUAAUUCAUUUAGCGGCUUUUGACAUGGCAUUCAAUCUUUCAUAAUUUCUUAGCAUGUACAUUUAAACCAUUGUAUGACUUCUGGAAAAAUAAUUAAUGCAAUACCGCUACUUAUUUUUAUAAAUUGUACAGUUUCAUCAACAUUUUUUUCACUCUAUUUAUGACAUUGCUGUUAUUUUUCUUUUUCCAGUAAUAAUUAGUAGCUCCUUUUUUUGUUGGGUACAUAUGUCACAAUGUUUAUUGUGAUUCAAAUAGAAAAUGUUGUUCUUUACUUAAUUUUUUCUUAGAUAAAUCACGAUUGUUACUCUGCUGAAUGCCUAGCCAGGUUCAGAAUAGAAUUAUGAGUUUUGGGUUUUAAGUUAUAGUUAAUGUAACACUUUUUUAUGUUUAUUCGCCUCUUAAGUAUCGAUGAAUAAUAAAUUUGAUCAAAUGAAUUUGUUUAAAAAAGAAAAGAAAUCAUACAAAA